AUGGCAGAGGCAGAGCAUAGCUUUCGAGCUCCGCGCUAUGACAACGAAGACGUGAGCCCGACAUCAGAGCGAGAGCUCCGGGGAUGGUACAGCACUGGCCUGGCAGCUGAGAUUUAUGCUGUCUGCGGAGUUGGCUCCUUCGCCCCCGUGACGCUCGAGCAGUUCGCACGCGAAGCUGGUGUACUCCGCAGCGAUGGCGUCUCAUCCUGCAUCAAGCCCAAGGCAGGAAACGCCGCACGAAGACUUGCCGAAACUGUCGCUCGCGCCGCAGAGUCCAGCAACGAUGACCUGAGCAACCAAUGCGUGAUCUGGCCAUUCGGACGCCCUAUCGCAACUCAGAGCUUCGCCAUGUACACGUUCAGCAUGGCCGUGUUCGUCCAGGCGCUGGUCUUGAUCUCGUUCAGUCCAGUGGCCGACUAUGGCACUUACAGGAAGCGUCUCAUGAUGGGCUUCGCCUUCACUGGAGCCUUUCUGACCAUGUCGAUGGUCUUUGUGUGGCCGAAGGUUUACCUCUUGGGGUCACUGUUCACUAUCAUUGGCGUGGUCUGCCUCGGCUCGACGUUCGUGUUGCUUAACUCGUUCUUGCCGCUGCUUGCUGCGAAUCAUCCGACAGUAUCGCAUGCUCAGACCAAAAGUCAGGCAGCAUGCGGUCAGGCUGACAAGACUUCGCCGGAGCUCAAGCUGUCGACCCAGAUCUCGUCCAAAGGCGUGGGCUUGGGGUAUGCAGCGGCGGUCUCGGUACAGAUUCUGUGCAUCAUUCUGCUCGUCUUGCUGAAGAAAGCAAACUUUGCAUCUGAGUCCACGCCGUUGCGCUGUGUGCUGUUGCUAGUCGGAGUAUGCUGGUCUCUGCUCACAUUGCCAGGAUCUCUCUGGCUACGCGAUCGUCCCGGGCCGUCACUGAGAGUGGUGCAACCUUGGAAGUCGAAGCUGCCAGCUGUGGUGCAAUACCUCGUCUUUGCCUGGGGCUCAGUCUGGAAGACUGUCAAGACUGCCGCGAAGCUGCGCCAAGUUUGGGUGUUCUUGAUUGCGUGGUUCCUCCUAUCGGAUGCCAUCGCCACCGUGUCCGGUACAGCGAUCAUGUUCGCACGGACCGAACUAGAAAUGAGCACGACCGCUAUUGCUCUGCUUUCCAUAACAGCCACGCUUUCCGGUAUUGCUGGCGCUUUUACCUGGCCACACAUCUUGAGAAGGCUGAAACUGCAGACGAAGCAUACCAUCAUCGGCUGCAUGAUCAUUAUGGAAAUCAUUCCGCUGUACGGUCUGCUGGGGUUCGUACCAUUCAUCAAAUCCUGGGGCGUGCUGGGCCUCCAGCAAGCGUGGGAAAUCUACCCUCUCGGCUUCGUGCACGGCUUCGUAAUGGGUGGCCUCUCGAGCUAUUGCCGCUCUUUCUAUGGCGAGAUCAUUCCGCCUGGAAGUGAAGCUGCAUUUUAUGCUUUGUAUGCCAUCACGGACAAGGGCAGCUCUGCGGUAGGACCUGCCAUUGUCGGUGCGAUGGUGGAUGCUGUCGGAACCAUCAGACCUGCUUUUGGCUUUCUGGCUAUACUGAUCGCGUUGCCAAUGCCGCUGGUGUACCUGGUCGACGUCCAGAAAGGCAGGGCAGAGGCCGUGGCUAUGUCGAAGCACAUCGCACAUGCCACAGGCGGCAUCACGAUGCAGGACUACGACGAUGAACGUGAGACGGAUGCCGGUGAAGGACUUUUACGACAGCAGCCUGACGAUGAAGAUGAAGCACAGCGAUAG
Molecule: messenger RNA, 1740 nt
Organism: Fulvia fulva
Lineage: Eukaryota; Fungi; Ascomycota; Dothideomycetes; Mycosphaerellales; Mycosphaerellaceae
Product: Autophagy-related protein 22
Exons: 2
Coding region: 1-1740 (579 amino acids)
Biological process (GO): amino acid transmembrane export from vacuole
Source: RefSeq, a predicted model, not a curated record